Cornus florida is the source of this 5142-nucleotide messenger RNA. RefSeq names its product serine/threonine-protein kinase VPS15. Bases 252 to 4913 code for a protein of 1553 amino acids. The record is from RefSeq and is a predicted model, not a curated record. Gene Ontology annotation, molecular function: ATP binding; protein binding; protein serine/threonine kinase activity. Gene Ontology annotation, cellular component: phosphatidylinositol 3-kinase complex, class III, type II; late endosome; phosphatidylinositol 3-kinase complex, class III, type I. Gene Ontology annotation, biological process: late endosome to vacuole transport; autophagy of peroxisome; macroautophagy. Lineage: Eukaryota; Viridiplantae; Streptophyta; Magnoliopsida; Cornales; Cornaceae. The transcript has 11 exons.
GCAAAGGCUCCAAUUCACACACCCUUUGUUUCAGAGAGAGUCGAUGGUUUGCUUUGCUUGGGCUUCUUCGCCCCUUGCGGGCGAAAAACCGCAAAGCUAAAUCACAAGAAUGUGAGAAAACAGAACGCCGAGUAGAGAGAGAGAAACACAUGUAUUAUAGAGAGAGAAGGAGAGAGAAAUAUACAUAUAUAGAGAGAGAAGGAGAGAGAAACAUAUACAUAUAGAGAGAGGGGGAGGGAGAGAGAAAGAGUAUGGGCAACAAGAUCGCUCGCACAACACAAGCCUCGGCGACCGAGUACUACCUCCAUGACCUACCUUCGUCUUACAAUUUGGUACUCAAAGAGGUUUUAGGUCGAGGACGAUUUCUGAAAUCGAUUCAGUGCAAGCACGACGAAGGACUCGUUCUCGUGAAGGUCUAUUUCAAGCGUGGCGACUCGAUUGAUCUCCGGGAAUACGAGCGUCGACUCGCCCAAAUACGAGAGAUCUUCCGUGGUCUUGAUCAUCCCCAUGUUUGGCCAUUCCAGUUUUGGCUUGAAACAGAUAAAGCAGCUUAUCUCUUGAGGCAAUACUUCUUCAAUAAUCUUCACGAUAGAUUGAGUACCCGGCCUUUCCUAAGUCUUGUUGAAAAGAAAUGGUUGGCUUUUCAGUUGCUCUAUGCGGUGAAACAGAGCCACGAGAAUGGAGUUUGUCAUGGUGAUAUUAAGUGUGAGAAUGUGCUUGUGACUUCUUGGAAUUGGCUUUACCUUGCUGAUUUUGCAUCCUUCAAACCCACUUAUAUUCCCCAUGACGAUCCAUCUGAUUUCUCAUUUUUCUUUGACACUGGAGGAAGAAGGCGUUGUUAUCUUGCACCUGAGAGAUUCUAUGAGCAUGGAGGUGGUGAGAUGCAAGUUGCACAAGAUGCACCUUUAAGACCAUCUAUGGACAUCUUCGCUGUAGGGUGUGUAAUUGCGGAGCUUUUCCUUGAGGGUCAGCCACUGUUUGAACUGUCUCAGCUACUUGCUUAUCGUAGAGGGCAGUAUGAUCCUAGCCAACAUCUUGAGAAGAUUCCAGAUUCAGGAAUCCGUAGGAUGAUUCUUCAUAUGAUUCAGUUGGAUCCAGGGUCACGAUUUUCUGCUGAAAACUACCUGCAGAGCUAUGCUGGCAUUGUGUUUCCGUGCUACUUCUCGCCAUUUCUGCACAAUUAUUAUUCCUAUCUGAAUCCUCUUGAUUCUGAUACAAGGGUUUUAAUGUGCCAGACUCUUUUCCAGGAGAUACUUAAACAAAUGAUGAACAAUAGGCCAAAUGAGGAGACUGGUGUUGCUCUAGGCACACCUUCAAAUGCUUUAGGCGGUCAUUUGUCACAUAAUGUGGACACAAAGAAGAGAUUGAAUCCGGCAAAGGGCUCACCAAGAAAGAGUGAAGAGGCAGAGAAGGGUCUAAUUCACGAUCGGCUUGAACUUCUUGGUGAUAUCAGUACUCUACUCAGGGAUGUAAAACGAAGUAGUCGCUAUUCUCGUGUGAAGCCGAUGCUGGAGGAUGUAGCCAAUUCUGCAUAUUCUCAAAAGCGCAAACAAUGUGGCAUGCAAUCUCCUGGCGAGCUACUUCAAACUAUCUCCAAUGUAUUCAAGAGAAAUCACCAUCCCUUUAUGAAAAGGAUUACGUUGAACGAAUUAAAUUCUUUGAUGUCUGACUAUGACAAUCAGUCGGACACUUUUGGAAUGCCUUUCCUACCAUUACCUCAGGAUACUAUGAGCUGUGAAGGCAUGGUUCUGAUUGCUUCACUGCUUUGUUCGUGCAUACGCAAUGUUAAGUUGCCUCAUAUGAGGAGGGGUGCUGUACUUCUGCUGAAGUCUUGUUCCUUAUAUAUUGAUGAUGAAGAUCGAUUGCAGCGUGUACUUCCAUAUGUUGUUGCGAUGCUUUCUGAUCCAGCAGCAAUUGUGCGUUGUGCUGCCUUGGAAACUUUGUGUGACAUUCUACCUUUAGUCCGAGAUUUUCCUCCCAGUGAUGCGAAAAUUUUUCCAGAGUAUAUUAUUCCAAUGCUUUCCAUGCUUCCUGAUGAUCCAGAAGAAAGUGUGAGGAUAUGUUAUGCCAGCAAUAUAUCUAAACUGGCAUUAACUGCUUAUGGGUUUCUAAUUCACUCAAUAAGCUUGAGUGAGGCAGGGGUUCUCAAUGAAUUAAGUUCGCACCAGAAGUCAUCAGUCUCAUCCACUGAGACACCCGGACGGCUGCAGAGAGUAAACGAUGAUGCACAGCUUGCACAAUUGAGGAAGUCCAUAGCUGAAGUAAUUCAAGAACUUGUAAUGGGCCCAAAGCAAACUCCAAAUAUCAGGAGGGCACUCUUGCAGGAUAUUGGCAACCUAUGCUGGUUUUUUGGCCAGAGACAGAGUAAUGACUUCUUAUUGCCCAUCCUCCCUGCUUUUCUAAAUGAUCGAGAUGAGCAAUUAAGGGCAGUAUUUUAUGGGCAGAUUGUUUACGUCUGCUUCUUUGUGGGUCAAAGAAGUGUCGAGGAAUAUCUCUUACCAUACAUUGAGCAAGCUUUAAGUGAUGCAUCAGAGGCUGUAAUUGUAAAUGCAUUGGAUUGCUUGGCCUUUCUGUGCAAAAGUGGUUUUCUGCGGAAGAGGAUACUUCUUGAAAUGAUAGAGCGCGCUUUUCUGUUGUUAUGUUAUCCCAGUCAAUGGGUAAGGAGGUCAGUUGUCAACUUUAUUGCAGCCAGUAGUGAGAGCUUAGGUGCAGUAGAUUCUUAUGUGUUCCUUGUCCCAGUUAUACGUCCUUUUCUCCGCAGACAACCUGGGUCUCUAGCUUCAGAAAAGGCUCUUCUUUCAUGUCUAAAGCCUCCGGUCUCGAGACAGGUGUUUUACCAAGUCCUAGAAAAUGCCAGGAGUUCAGAUAUGUUAGAGAGACAGAGGAAAAUAUGGUACAAUUCAUCAGCACAGUCCAAACAAUGGCAACCUUUGGACUUGUACCAUAGUGGAGCUGGGGAGUUGAAAACAACAAAAGGCUGGUCUGACAAGCAACAUGAUCUUCAGGGUCACAAAUCUGUUGUUGAUUCAAUGCAACAGCUGGAUCUAGCUAAGCGUGAUGAUGGGGAUGCUAAGAUGAGUACCAUGGGAACCUUUAUGCGCAAUGCUUCUAGCACAUUUGAUAUUCAUGAUCCUCUAGGCUCAGAAAAGUUACAGUUCUCUGGAUUGAUGUGUCCACAGGCUAGUGGUGUGAACAGCUUCAUUUAUGAUAAAUCAUCUGAAGGCAUACCUUUGUACUACUUUAGCGUGGAUAAACGAGCAGUGGCAAAUGCUCCUGCUGCAUCUGAUUCUCCGUCUCAUUUGAACUCUCUUGGAUUUGGUUCAUCAUCCAUGCCUUGGAUGGAUCCCGUAAAUAAAUCCUUUAGCAUGGCUAGUUCAGUCCCAGCACCUAAGCUGGUGUCCGACUCAUUUAGCAUUAGUAGUGGUUCUAAACAGUUUCACAGGGUGGUACAUGAAGCAGAAGGCAGGGAAGCUGAUCAAACAGCAUAUAUCAACAACAAGUUUCAAGACCUAGGAUUGUCAAGCACAACAAAAAGUUCUAUUACAGCAGAAGAUGCCUCCACUCCAACUGAUGCAGCGGGAUUGCCAUCAUUUGGACGAGCAUCGGUUCUUGAUUCAGGGUGGAGGCCACGUGGGGUGUUGGUUGCACACCUCCAGGAGCACCGUUCUGCUGUUAAUGACAUUGCCAUUUCCACAGACCAUAGCUUUUUUGUGAGUGCAUCUGAUGAUUCCACUGUUAAGGUGUGGGAUUCCAGAAAGCUGGAGAAGGAUAUCUCAUUUAGGUCAAGGCUAACUUAUUCUCUUGAGGGAAGCCGAGCACUGUGCAUUGCGACACUCCAGGGCUCAGCUCAAGUCAUCAUUGGAGACUGUGACGGCAUGAUACAUAUUUUUUCUGUUGAUUACAUUUCCAGAGGACUUGGGAAUGUUGUUGAGAAGUACUCAGGCAUUGCUGAUGUAAAAAAGAAGAGUGUUGGAGAAGGUGCCAUACUCAGCCUUUUGAACUACUCUGAGGAUGGCUUUGCCAAUCAGAUGAUUAUGUACAGCACCAAAAAUUGUGGGAUCCAUCUCUGGGAUAUCAGAACAAAUUCAAAUUCGUGGAAUUCGAAAGUAACUCCCGAGGAGGGCUAUGUGUCUUCUCUGGUAACUGGCCCUUGUGGGAAUUGGUUUGUUUCUGGUUCUUCAAGGGGUGUGCUGACUCUUUGGGAUCUAAGAUUCCUUGUACCUGUUAAUUCAUGGCAGUAUUCUGCUGUAUGCCCGAUAGAGAAAAUGUGUCUUUUUGUUCCUCCUCAGAAUAACUCUGUUUCCACUACAGCACGGCCCCUUGUUUACGUUGCAGCAGGUUGUAAUGAAGUUUCUCUUUGGAAUGCAGAAAACGGGAGCUGCCACCAGGUUUUUAGGGUGGCAAAUAAUGAUAGUGAUGCUGAAUCCUCUGACCUGCCUUGGGCCUUGGCCAGAUCAUCCAGAAAGGCAAAUUCUAAACCAGAUCUAAGACAGAAUGUCAACCCUAAGUACAGAGUUGAUGAGCUGAAUGAACCUCCUUCCCGUCUUCCUGGUAUCCGUUCAUUGCUCCCCUUACCUGGGGGAGAUCUGUUGACUGGUGGUACCGACUUGAAGAUACGUCGCUGGGACCACUGCAGACCUGACCGAAGUUACUGUAUUUGUGGGCCAUCUAUUAAAGGAGUUGGAAAUGAUGAUUUCUAUGAAACAAAAUCUAGUUUUGGAGUGCAAGUUGUCCAGGAGACAAGGAGACGGCCUCUAGCAAACAAGUUGACCACAAAGUCAGUCCUUGCAGCUGCUGCCACUGAUUCUGCUGGUUGUCACCGUGACUCCGUCCUUUCUUUGGCUUCUGUCAAAUUGAACCAGAGACUUCUGAUAUCCAGUGGGAGAGAUGGCGCUAUCAAGGUUUGGAAGUAAAGGACCUAAGCAUACUAGUGAUUUACUGUACAUAUGUAGUGUCAAUGCUAGUUAAAAUUGUAAAUUAUACAGUAAGAGUAGAAGGGGAAAUUCCCACCCAGAUAAUGAAUUCAACUUUCUAACCACCGUCAUAGUUUCUAAUACAUCACCGUGCCUGAUUUGUACAGUAAGCAUACUGGGAUAAAUAAGAUUUUAUAUUGUUUGAAUGUCAAAUUUUACUUUAUUUCCA